Molecule: messenger RNA, 2021 nt
Organism: Spirometra erinaceieuropaei
Lineage: Eukaryota; Metazoa; Platyhelminthes; Cestoda; Diphyllobothriidea; Diphyllobothriidae
Source: the annotation of a GenBank genome assembly
AUGGUUCCAUCCUACCUUGUGAUCGGACGGAGAACAACAGCCAGACGGAUUUUGCAACAGACGCGCGCGUACUAUGAACGAAGGCGUUCUCGGACCCAGCAGCAAAUUCGAGAAACUAACUUACAAAUAAACUCUCCCCCAAACAUUGUUGAAGUGCGUUCGUUGUGCCCAGACGGUACUAAGGACUUGACCACUUUAUUUGAAUAACACCUUACCGUUAGCCACUGCCAUCGGGGGAACCAGCGCUUCAGGAUGCAGUUUAGAUGUACCUUACCCCAAGUCGAGUUCUUCAAAGAUGGAAGAUCCCCUGUCAUGUGACAGUCUACUUCUGGAUAUUCUUCGGCCAGAUGUCCCUCGGAUGCGAAUAAAGGAAUAUCCUUGUGCAGAUGUGCCGCGGUCGUCGGGUGCAACAACCCAUCAGGACUGCGCCAUAAAACAGACUGAAAGCCCCGAGACGGGACUGCAUAAUGAGUCCACUCCUUGUGGUUUCUGUCCAAAACAGAUAGACCUGGGCAACCACAGGAAGUACACCUUGCCAUCUUUUAAUUCCAUUCAUAGCGCUCAGAUCCUGCAUGUUGGUUCGAAGAAUGCAAGCGAGACUAAAGUACCAGCGCAACCCGAACCUAAGCACACACUACAGCAAUGGGUCGCCAAUCCGGCUGAACACAGAUGUUCUGAGACCAAGGGAUGCAGUAUUCAGUCAGGCCUUUUAGAUCUACGGUAACGCCAUACCAUGCUUAAACGUUUCCUCAGGGAUUCAUUGGACUUCCUUUGUGAGAGUGUGAUACGUCUAAAUGAGGAGCUCAAAGAAAUUAAAACCACCCAGAAUAUGAUUUUGGUCAAAUUAGAGCAAGCUGACCAUGCAAACAAUACAGAGGGUUGCUUGCCUAUUCCACUGGCAACGACGGAGGCGUGCGAAAGCUUCUGUGCUCAGCUAACAGACACAGACUUUUUGGAGCGCACAGUAAUCAUGCUAGUUAUGGUGAAACCAUGUAGACUCGGAAAUUGGCCAUUAUAGGUGGCAGUUCUACCACGAAAUUUGUCAGGCGAUUACUUUCUGCCUUGAUUGCGCCUUCCUUGGCAUCGAAAUUUUCGUGGGCCGGCACCCCACACAAAGCGGCGUUCCGUAAUUCGCCCCUAUAUACAGUACUUAUGAGUAGGUCUUCCAAUUAUGUGUAAUUCCCAGACGCUAUUUCUCGCAAUGCUCUGUUUUCCGACUCCGACCAAAAUACGAUACAAAAGGCCAUAAUCGCCUGGUUCCAUGACAGUCGUGAUUUACGCCGCGGUCGUUCAAAUCGACGGCGCCGAUACGCUUUGGCUAAAUCAUCAGUAAGCGCGUCAUAAUCCUCACUGCGUUGUGCAAAGUUCAUAAGACCUCACCAGCUUUGUGAUACUGACUCAACAGUGCACACAAAUAUAUAAAUAAAUGUAAAAGACCAUCAGACAUUUAUCUAACUUCCGAAUUUUACGUAUUACUGCAAAUUAACAGUCUUCGUAAGGGGUCUAUGUACUGGUUGCUUUGGUCUGGAUCCACAUAAAACCGCAAAUAUUCGUUACUUGUUUCUCCACUUCAUUAUUGUUUACCACUCUGGUCAGCACUAACCUGUAGGUUGUAAUGUUCUUUCCCGGCAAUCCUGUAUAGCUUUAGGUCACAAUUUAAAAAUCGGUCAAACCAUCCUUAAUUGUUUAUUCGAAUACUUUGUUGACCGUCCCUAAAGUAAUCAUUUCUCCCUAACAGAAAGUGAGAAACUACGCUUAGCCGACAUCGUUUUAAUCUACGUCAUUUGGCUAAAGAUACACUGAGAUAGCGAGUUGGUAUCCAAAUCAGCUAAAAGCAAACGUAUGCUGACCUGCAUUUUAGUAGGUACCUUACACAUUUAAUGCUGCUUUUGGGUUGUCAGGCUACUCUUCACGUCCUUUUCUUUUUCAGUUAUCUGCAAUUAAAUCCGAGAACGCCAGAUAAGACCUUACACACUUCCACUGGAGGAGCUGAUUUUUCGUAUUUUUACCUUUUACAAUAA